GCGAAGUGCUGGGGUGAUAUCGGUGUGGACUGACAGACGCGAUGGAAGCGUCGACCGCAGUCGUUGAUGGAGAGGUCGCAUUGACGAGAGGAAUCUGUGGUAUUUUUUUUUUUCGAUGCAAGGCGCCUCUCAUUCAUGCUUUGCUCAUUUGAAACGCUUCUCAGGCCAUGUUGUGAGAACGCCAUGGACUGCAGUUUGCAGCUCAGCGUCCUCUGUUCUUCCCGCUCUCUUCGGUCAACGUGUCUGUGCCACUAAGAAAAUGAUUUGCAACACAUCAGGUCUAUCGCUGCUAAGCGCACCACGUAGAAAAACCGAUUCAGGACAAACUCCAGCAGCAAAAAAAAGAGCUGUUCCCACCCUGACAUACAAGUCAUGUCUAGAGUCCAGGCAAUGCCUCAGUGGAGACUGGAAGACUGCAAUCUCUAUGUCGAGCUACUAAUGACCAUCCACGUGCGGGGUGUGUGCUUCAACCAUCCAUUCCGGAAGCAUAAAUUCCAGGUCGAGAACUAUAUGCCGCCGCAGUCACAGGGCUGCAAAGCGGCAUAGAAGACAUUGAAGGCCUCAAAGCGGUGUCCUGAUGAGGACAGGCCGUCUGCGCUGAGACGCGGGUACCUCUAG
Molecule: messenger RNA, 618 nt
Organism: Macroventuria anomochaeta
Lineage: Eukaryota; Fungi; Ascomycota; Dothideomycetes; Pleosporales; Didymellaceae
Exons: 1
Coding region: 116-439 (107 amino acids)
Source: RefSeq, a predicted model, not a curated record